Molecule: messenger RNA, 1170 nt
Organism: Adineta steineri
Lineage: Eukaryota; Metazoa; Rotifera; Eurotatoria; Adinetida; Adinetidae
Source: the annotation of a GenBank genome assembly
AUGACUACCGGUGCUAAUACAGAUCAAACACAAUGGCACACAGUUACUUGUGAUGCUCAUACAUAUACAUUACCUAUACGAUAUCAAAAUCCAGUUCGCAUUUCACAAGGGGCUUUUGCUUCUGUCAUUCGAGCUACUGAUACAGAAAUAGGUAAACAAGUAGCUAUUAAGAAAAUGUUUAGGCCAUUUCAAAAUCCAGUACAUGCAAAACGAACUUAUCGUGAACUUAAACUUCUCACGCAUCUCAACCAUAUUGAUGCACAAAUUGUGCAAAUAUAUAAUGUAUUUACACCCGAGCAGGAUGUAAAUCAGUUCCAAACAUUAUACUUUGUAUUUAAUUACUGUCCUUAUGACUUGAAUAAAGUUAUUCGACAUAGUACACAAUUUACUGAAGCGCAUAUCAAACAUAUAAUUUAUUCACUUUUUCGUGGUCUUAAGGAUUUAAAGCCAUCAAAUAUUGGAAUCGAUGAAAAUUCCAAUGUUUCUAUUCUUGAUUUUGGCGUAGCUCAUCUUUUAUCAGACGGUAUUCAAAAUGAAUAUGCUUGUGCGAGAUGGUGGCGUGCACCAGAAGUAUUUAUUCAUUUGGAACGUUAUAAUGAUAAACUUGAUAUAUGGUCAGUUGGUUGUAUAAUGGCAGAAUUAAUCCUACUUAGACCAAUAUUCCGUGGAACAGAUUUUACUGAUCAAUUAAAUAAAAUAUUUGAUAUUAUUGGUACACCCGACUUGACUACAUUAAAUGAAACAUAUACUACAGAACUUCUUUAUAUCAAACAAUAUAAUUAUAAUUAUACCGAAAACUUUUUAGACUCAAUAAGUUAUAUUAGUCGAUUGCAACCUCGAGUAAAAGUCGAUUUUAAUCAGCUGUUUGGUUUCAAAUAUCAGCCAGGAGAAGCAGCUCCAGUAUCUGGCGUUUCAUCACAUGGUAUUGAUCUACUUGAUCAUCUCUUAACUUUUGAUCCUCGUUCACGUCCAACUGCUGAAGAGGCAUUAGCUCAUCCAUUUCUGUCAGAUAUCCGUGAGCCGAUAGAAGAACCAUCUAUGGAACCUGUGGUUGAUGAGCAUCAAGACGCUAACCAGAGUACGGCACAAUGGAAAUCUCUUAUCUGGUCAAUGAUUGAAAAUUUUCAACCUCCAUCUUGGAUUAAUGAAGAUAUUGACAAUAAUAUAUAA